AUGACAACGGUGCGACCCUUUCAAGCUCGAGACCUAUUCGCUUUCAACAAUGUUAACAUGGACCACUGGACUGAGACAUACAGCAAUGGGUUUUAUCUUUCAUAUCUUGCUCAAUGGCCAGAUAUGACGCUAACAGCGUGCGCCGCACAUACCGGAACAAUUAUGGGCUACGUCUUGGGGAAGGCUGAGGGUCGUGAGCCUAGCACAGACAAGCGAAAAAGGUUUGAAGAGCCAACGCUACACGGACAUGUGACUGCUGUGACUGUCGCACCUGAGUACCGCCGCCUGGGCGUGGCCCAAAUGCUCAUGGACUUUUUCGAGCUCGUGUCGGAGCAUGUAUACCACGGAUUCUUUGUGGAUCUAUUUGUGCGCCCAUCCAACGAAAAGGCUAUUGGUAUGUACGAGAAGCGGGGAUACUCUGUGUACCGACGCGUGCAUGCCUACUACCAGUCGGCUUCCCUCGGAGCUGCCGAAGAUGGUUUCGCGGGCGACAGUGCGCAGCCAUGGUCGACAGGUGGUGGUCCAGCCGCAGUACGUGUGCGACCUCUCUUACAUGACAGUCAAACUAUCUUUGAUCCCAUUGUUCACAGAGGUGUAUAG
Molecule: messenger RNA, 600 nt
Organism: Malassezia sympodialis ATCC 42132
Lineage: Eukaryota; Fungi; Basidiomycota; Malasseziomycetes; Malasseziales; Malasseziaceae
Gene: NAT3
Exons: 2
Coding region: 1-600 (199 amino acids)
Biological process (GO): N-terminal peptidyl-methionine acetylation
Cellular component (GO): NatB complex
Molecular function (GO): protein-N-terminal amino-acid acetyltransferase activity
Source: RefSeq, a predicted model, not a curated record